Molecule: messenger RNA, 604 nt
Organism: Drosophila mauritiana
Lineage: Eukaryota; Metazoa; Arthropoda; Insecta; Diptera; Drosophilidae
Exons: 2
Coding region: 242-421 (59 amino acids)
Source: RefSeq, a predicted model, not a curated record
ACACUGUUGAUAGCAGACCUGCCCAUGGUGUCAUAAAUAACCCACUUUACAUUUUAAACAAAAAGAGAAUAAAAGUAACAGCAGGGCUUAUCAAUUAGCCAUGAGUCGUUUGCACGCCUCAGGUGAACACAUACGCAUACCCAGUCAAUUGGCCACCGAUUUGAUUUGCCCGAUUUAGUGCUCAAAGAACUUUCAGCAAAUUAGCCCACUCGCCCCGAGAAUCAGUCAAGAGUAUACCAUAAUGGGUUGUUGUUUUGGCAAAAGUAAAUCAGUCGAUUUGCCCGCGGUUCCGCCGGCUGCGGCCAAACAACGCUCCACUCUGCCGGAAUUCCCGGUUUCUGGAUCGGUGACCAGCAUGGCUCCUGCAGGAUCUGGAUAUGGAUCUGGUGGAGCCACCAAUGCGGCCCUCGAGGAUGACUAGACGCGGUUAAAGCAACAGAGAAAACGUUCAUGUCCAGGAAAAACUGUGUAAAUUGCCAAAUGCCAGAUUGGAUUAUGAGUCAUUACCGUGCCGAGAUGUGGUUUUUUCCAAGUUGUGCACCCUUUGUAGUUAUUAUUGUAGUAAAAUACGUUGUUUAUUGUUGAAGAGUAUCAAAUUGUUGGU